Messenger RNA from Armigeres subalbatus, 597 nucleotides. RefSeq lists its product as uncharacterized. The coding region runs from base 10 to 528 and encodes 172 amino acids. The record is from RefSeq and is a predicted model, not a curated record. Lineage: Eukaryota; Metazoa; Arthropoda; Insecta; Diptera; Culicidae. The transcript has 2 exons.
UCGGUCCUGAUGCUUUCCUCUCUCGUUUUCGCGGUAAACAUCCAGCCAGAAUUUACCUUCCAACGACUGGAACAGGUCACCGGGUUCGACAUACUGCGCACCAAUAUGCGCAUCACCAAAUACAACCGCACCACUGCUGUGAUGAAUGGGACUGUGGAUUUUUACGUUGACUUGGACAACAGCUUAACGUUCCAGAUGAAGUUGGCCUACAGUCGACUCGGAAACAACCAGUUCAACCUGUAUCCGCUGCGGCUUGCGGAGGCACCGUUCUGUCACUUCCUGAACGACACCUUCCGAGAAUAUCAAGCCGACUUCCAGAAUGCCACCAACUUUCCCCAGGUGGGUCCGGAGGGGUUGUGUCCCGUUCCGGCCGGACAGUAUUGGCUCAAAAACGUAGUGUUCGAUGCAAGUCGGAUACCAUUCAUCGCUCCCGAGGGCUACUGGCGGGUCACGUUCGUGACUACCGGACCGAAGAGUACGGUGCUGUUUCAUAUCUAUGCUAAGCUUUCGAAGGAAUCGUUUUGGUGAUGGUUAUUAUAGUGAAAAAUCAUGGAAGCUAAAUAAAAUGGAUCUUCGUUGCAAUUUUGUGGCAACUUU